Molecule: messenger RNA, 585 nt
Organism: Cynoglossus semilaevis (tongue sole)
Lineage: Eukaryota; Metazoa; Chordata; Actinopteri; Pleuronectiformes; Cynoglossidae
Gene: anapc11
Product: APC11 anaphase promoting complex subunit 11 homolog (yeast)
Exons: 3
Coding region: 195-449 (84 amino acids)
Biological process (GO): anaphase-promoting complex-dependent catabolic process
Cellular component (GO): anaphase-promoting complex
Molecular function (GO): cullin family protein binding; ubiquitin protein ligase activity; zinc ion binding
Source: RefSeq, a predicted model, not a curated record
UAUCUUCCAGCAUACUGUCGGAAAUCCGACAGUAGAAGAAAUUUUGACUGGUGUUUCAGUUACGUUUCCCAUAAAACUCGAAACGAUAUGUUUAUUAUUGCACAACAACUCACAGAGUAACCUAUGCUGGAUGCAUGCAAAUGUUGCGUCGUAGGUUGGUGAAUCGUAAGGAGCAGGUCCAAGUCUGACUUAGAAUGAAGGUAAAGAUCCAUCAGUGGAACGGUGUGGCGUCCUGGCUCUGGGUGGCUAAUGAUGAGAACUGUGGUAUCUGCAGGAUGCCCUUCAACGGUUGCUGUCCAGAUUGCAAAGUGCCUGGAGACGACUGUCCGCUCGUGUGGGGUCAGUGUUCCCACUGUUUCCACAUGCACUGCAUCUUAAAGUGGCUGAACUCACAGCAGGUGCAGCAACAGUGUCCCAUGUGUCGACAGGAGUGGAAGUUCAAAGAGUGACGCAUAAGUGGCGCUGUUGUACUUGCAAAGACUCAAGUGUCCCUUCUGUCUCUGCUGUAUAUAUUGUGUUCAUAUAAAUGUGAAUAAUGGUUUUGUACUUGUCCUUCUGAUACAAUAAAAAAUAUCUUGAACUGGA